AUGACACAAUCCUGGAAGCCACCCCAGACGGCGUCGAGCUCGAAGGAAACAUACACGGAAGAGUCCUUCAGGCCAUUACUGAACAAGCUGGUGCAGACACCCGAGUACUUUACUCCAGAUGAUCUCAAGAAGGCGCUUAACCAUCUGUUCACCCCCGACGUCCUCCAACCCGUACAAAUCGGAGCGUUUCUCAGUGCAUUACACAUACAUCGGGUGGAGAGACGGCCAGAGUCUCUUGCGGCAGCUGCAUCGGUGUUGCGGGAGAAGGCGCUGAAGGCUGCAGUGCAAGAUACGGAGAAUGACUUUGUCGUCGACAUUGUUGGAACAGGCGGGGAUGGAUACAACCUUUUCAAUGUUAGCACAACGGCAGGGAUCGUUGCAGCUGGUGCUGGGGCCCGAGUCAUCAAGCACGGUAGUCGCGCAUCAACCUCAUCGUCAGGUGCAGCAGACCUUCUCGAGGCCCUGGAUUGCCUUUUCGUUGCCCCAACACCAGGAACACCUAUGCCCAUUCCUCGUGUUCCAUUCACCUUCAUUCUCGCGCCCCAUUAUCAUCCCGAAUUAGGCUAUAUAACACCGUACCGAAAGGCUCUUCCUUUUAGGACCAUGUUUAACAUCCUCGGGCCCUUGAUUAACCCGGCAAACCCGCGAGGAAUGGUACUUGGCGUCGCAGAGCCCGAGAUCGGUCCAACGUUCGCUCAGUCACUUCGUGAUGGUGGCGUUGAGCGUGCUUUAGUUGUUUGUGGCUACGAAAAGCUGGAUGAGAUCAGCUGUGCGGGGCCGACGUAUGCUUGGGAGCUGAAAGAUGGUGUGGUUACUGAGUUGACGCUGCAUCCGGAGCUCUUUGGAUUGGAUGUGCAUCCACUGUCCACUGUCGCGGGUGGUAGCCCUCAAGAAAACGCCGAUACCUUCAAGAGGUUACUCAAUUCUGGUGGAAACAUCCCAGAGGAUUUGACGCCAGUUUUGCACUUCGUUCAGCUGAACGCAGCAGCGUUAUUGGUAGUUGCUGGAUUGGCAAGUGACUUUGAGGAGGGAGCAAAAAUGGCGCUCGAGAGCAUCACUUCAGGAAAUGCCUGGAAAGUUCUCGAAACAUUCAGAGAGGCAGGAAGAACCGCAUCGGCAAAGGUAGUUAAAAUUUAA
Molecule: messenger RNA, 1137 nt
Organism: Desarmillaria tabescens
Lineage: Eukaryota; Fungi; Basidiomycota; Agaricomycetes; Agaricales; Physalacriaceae
Product: glycosyl transferase
Exons: 3
Coding region: 1-1137 (378 amino acids)
Biological process (GO): L-tryptophan biosynthetic process
Cellular component (GO): cytosol
Molecular function (GO): anthranilate phosphoribosyltransferase activity
Source: RefSeq, a predicted model, not a curated record